Messenger RNA from Pan troglodytes (chimpanzee), 2215 nucleotides. Its product is annotated as small ribosomal subunit protein eS17-like. NCBI's taxonomy places the organism in Eukaryota, Metazoa, Chordata, Mammalia, Primates, Hominidae. Gene Ontology annotation, biological process: translation. The transcript has a single exon. The coding region runs from base 1750 to 2157 and encodes 135 amino acids. The record is from RefSeq and is a predicted model, not a curated record. Gene Ontology annotation, molecular function: structural constituent of ribosome. Gene Ontology annotation, cellular component: ribosome.
AGUGAAGUAACUCAGGAAUGGAAAACCAAACAUUGUAUGUUCUCACUCAUAAGUGGGAGCUAAGCUAUGAGAAUGCAAAGGCAUAAGAAAGAUACAAUGGACUUUGGGGACACAGGGGAAAGACGGGGAGAGGGGUGAGCAAUAAAAUACUACAAAUUGGGUUCAGUGUAUACAGCUCGGGUGAUGGGUGUACCAAAAUCUCACAAAUCACCAAUAAAAAACAUACUCAUGUAACCAAAUACCACCUAUUCUUCAAAAAACCAUGGAAAUAAAAAAUAAAAAAGUGCAUUUGUACUUUAAAAAAGUAUAACAUAUACAAUUAUCUAUAGUAUAUAACACUUGAUAAUGAUAACCAAUGACUAUGUUACUGGUUUAUGUAUUUACUAUGCUUUUUCAUUGUUUUAUAGUAUACUCCACUUAUUAAAAAACAGUUAACUGUAAAACAGCCUCAGGUAGGUCUUUCAGAAGGUAUUGCAGAAGAAGGCAUUGUUACCGCAGGAGAUGACAGCUCCUUGUGUGUUAUUGCCCCUGAAGACCUUUCAGUGGGGCAAGAUGUGGAUCAGGAGAUAAUUGAAUUGAUAAUUGACCUUGUGUAGACCAAGGGUAAUGUGUGUGUUUGUGUCUUCAUUUUUAAGAAAAAGUUGCAAAUGUAAAAAAAAAUUUAAUAGAAAAAAUCUUAUAGAAUAAGGAUAUAAAGAAAGAAAAUAUUUUUGUACAGCGGUACAAUGUGUUUGUGUUUUAAGCUAACUUAUUACAGAAGAAUCAAAAAGUAAAACAAAAGAUUUGUACAGUUAAAAAGUUAUAGCAAAUUAAGUUUAUUAUUCAAGAAGGAAAAGUAUUUUAAAAAUAAAUUUAGUGAACCUAGGUGUCCAGUAUUUUUAAAGUCUACAGUAGUGCACAGUAAUGUCUUAGACCACAUUCACUCACCAUUCGCUUACUGACUCACCCAGAGUAGCUUCCAGUCCUACAAGCUCCAUUCAUGGUCAGUGCCCUAUACAAGUGUACCAUUUUUAUCUUUUUUUUUUUUUUUGUUACAGGGUCUUGCUCUGUUGCCCAGGCUGAAGUGCAGUGGUGUGAUCAUGGCUCAUGGCAGCCACGACCUCCCAGGCUCCCUCCCUCCCUCCCUUCACAUCAUCAUGCCUAGCUAGUUUUCCUUCCUUCCUUCCUUCUUUCCUUCCCUCCUUUUCUUUUUCUUUCUUUCUCUUUCUCUUUCUUUCUUUCCUUUCUUUCUUUCUUUCUCUCUCUCUCUUUCUUUUUCUUUCUCAGAGACGGGGUUUCACCAUGUUGCCCAGGCUAGUCUUAAACUCCUGGGCUCUAACAAUCCUCCCACCUUGGCCUCCCAAACUGUUGGGAUUGCAGGCAUGAGCCACUGCUCCUGGCUCCAUUUAUUUUCUUUUAUACUGUAUUUUUACUGUAACUUUUCUGGGUUUACAUACACAAAUCAUUACCAUUGUGUUACAGUUGCCUACAGUAUUCACUACAGUAACCUGCUGUACAGGUUUGUAGCCCAGGAGCAACAGGCUAGACCAUACAGCCUAGGUGUGUAGGCUAUCCCAUCUAGUUUGUGUAAAGACACUCUGUGAUGUUCCCACAAGGGUGAAACUUCCUAUGACGCAUUUCUCAGAACAUAUCCUGUUGUUAAGUGACACGUGACUGUAUGCUAAUCGAUAGCCUGCUUCUCUGGGCUUUCCACAACUGAACUCCCAAUGAGAAAAAGGGAAAGAGCUCUUUUACCAAGGACCCACCAACAUGUGCCGCGUUCGCACCAAAACCGUGAAGAAGGCAUCCCGGGUCAUCAUAGAAAAGUACUACACACGCCUGGGCAACGACUUCCACACGAACAAGCGCGUGUGCAAGGAGAUCGCCAUUAUCCCCAGCAAGAAGCUCCGCAACAAGAUAGCAGGCUAUGUCACGCAUCUGAUGAAAUGGAUUCAGAGAGGCCCAGUAAGAGGUAUCUCCAUCAAGCUGCAGGAGGAGGAGAGAGAAAGGAGAGACAAUUAUGUUCCUGAGGUCUCAGCCUUGGAUCAGGAGAUAAUUGAAGUAGAUCCUGACACUAAGGAAAUGCUGAAGCUUUUGGACUUCGGCAGUCUGUCCAACCUGCAGGUCACUCAGCCUACAGUUGGGAUGAACUUCAAAAUGCCUCGGGGACCUGUUUGAAUUUUUUCUGCAGUGCUGUAUUAUUUUCAAUAAAUCUGGCACAACAGCAAAAAAAAAA